UCCGUCCAGCUCGCCUCCUCCUCCGCUCGACCCGCUAAGGUCGCAAUUCAGCAGCAGGAAUCCCGCUCGACGCCUUCGUUUGACGGCCAGACGCCCACGGAGAUUCACGGAAACCCCGUGAAAAGAGGUGGCUCAGCUUCACUCAGACGAGCCCUGAUGUAGCAGUGCUGCGGCAGGCAGCGGUCGCCCUCUCUCUACCUCCAGUCCUCAGUGCCUCGCUGCAUGACCACAGAUGACAGAUGACUGGCUCGCCACGGCCGCCUCAGCUCAGCUUUCAGCUCAUCCUCUGCAGAAGGCGCAGCAGCAAACCGUUGAGCACAUAGAAGCCGAGCACCUCCACCCGGGCCGGCGGAGGUGUUGACGGGGCUGCCCCGCUCCCCUUUCCUCGCUUCCACUCCUCCACAACAUAUAUUUAUCUCUUUACACUUUUUCUCCUGGUUGGUUUGAGUCCGGUCCUGCCGGCCACGCGAGUUUUCAAAACUGGGGCGCAAUUCAUGGGAUGCAACCAUGUCGGAUCUUAGUGAGCGCAGGCCGGUCAACACGGACUACGCUGUCUCCCUGCUGGAGCAGCUCAAGUUCUUCUACGAACAGAAGCUACUGACGGAUGUGGUGCUGCUGGUGGAGGACAGCGAGUUCCCGUGUCACAAGAUGGUCCUGGCCACGUGUAGCUCCUAUUUCAGGGCGAUGUUCAUGAGUGGCCUCAGCGAGAGCAAGCAGACCCACGUGCACCUGAGGAGCGUGGACCCGGCCACGCUGCAGAUCAUCAUCACCUACGCCUACACCGGGAACCUGGCCAUCAACGACAGCACGGUGGAGCCGCUGUACGAGACCGCCUGCUUCCUGCAGGUGGAGGACGUCCUGCUGCAGUGCAGAGACUACCUGGUGAAGAAGAUCAACGCGGAGAACUGCGUGCGCAUGCUGAGCAUCGGCGACCUGUUCAGCUGCAGCGAGCUGAAGCAGAGCUCCAAGCGCAUGGUGGAGCACAAGUUCCCCAUGGUGUACCGGCAGGAGGCGUUCCUGCAGCUGUCCCACGAGCUGCUGGUGGACGUGCUGAGCAGCGACAACCUCAACGUGGAGAAGGAGGAGACGGUGCGCGAGGCGGCCAUGCUGUGGCUGGAGUACAACAUGGAGGAGCGCUCGCAGCACCUGUCGUCGGUGCUGAGCCAGAUCCGCAUCGACGCGCUGUCGGAGGUGACGCAGCGCGCCUGGUUCCAGGGCCUGCCGCCCAACGACAAGUCGGUGGUGGUGCAGGGCCUCUACAAGUCCAUGCCCAAGUUCUUCAAGCCGCGGCUGGGCAUGACCAAGGAGGAGAUGCUGAUCUUCAUGGAGGCCAUGUCGGAGGCGCAGGGCGAGGGCUACGUGAUGUCGCUGGCCGUGCCCACCUCCAUCGUGUGCUACAGCCCGCAGGCCGAGAAGGUUUACAAGCUGCGCAACCCGCCGGGCGACCUGCAGAAGGUGGGCACCCUGGUCACCCCCGACAACGACGUGUUCAUCGCCGGCGGCCAGAUCCCGCUCAAGAACUCCAUCGCCAACCACAGCAAGAGCGGCAAGCUGCAGACGGUGUUCCGCUCCGUGGACAGCUUCUUCUGGUUCGACGCGCAGCAGAACGCCUGGCUGCCCAAGACGCCCAUGCUGUGCGCCCGCAUCAAGCCCUCGCUGGUGCACUGCGACGGCUACAUCUACGCCAUCGGCGGCGACAACGUGGGCGGCGAGCUGAACAAGCGCACGGUGGAGCGCUACGACUGCGAGAAGGACGAGUGGAGCAUGAUGAGCCCGCUGCCCUUCGCCUGGAACUGGAGCACGGCGGUGGCGGCGCACGGCUGCAUCUACGUCAUGACGCAGGACCUCAUGUACUGCUACUUCCCGCGCGCCGACGCCUGGGUGGAGAUGGCCAUGCGCAAGAGCAGCCGCUGCUUCGCCUCGGCCGCCGCCUUCGGCGACCUCAUCUUCUACAUCGGCGGGCUGCACGUGGUCGGCAACUCGGGCGUGCGCAUGCCCACCAGCACCAUCGACGGCUCCUCCGUCACCGUGGAGAUCUACGACGUCAACAAGAACGAGUGGCGCGCGGCGGCCAACAUCCCGGCCAAGCGCUACUCGGACCCGUGCGUCCGCGCCGUGGUGCUGCUCAACUCGCUCUGCAUCUUCAUGCGGGAGACGCACAUGAACGAGCGCGCCAAGUACGCGCUGUACCAGUACGACGUGGAGCUGGACCGCUGGUACCUGCGGCAGCCCGUGUCGGAGCGCGUGCUCUGGGACCUGGGCAAGGACUUCCGCUGCGCCGUGGGGAAGCUGUACCCGUCCUGCCUGGAGGAGUCUCCGUGGAAACCGCCCACCUACCUGUUCUCCCCCGACAGCGCCGAGGAGUUCGAGGUGGACGGGGAGCUGGUGACGCUGCCUCACGUAUAGCUCCGGUGGAACAGCUUUGUUUAUUCUCCGGAGCGAUGGCUGGACCUGAAUCUGUUGCUGAUGAGACUCUGAGCGAAGGAGAAGCUCCGGUUCCUCCGGUUCCUCUCCUUCGCUCUCCUUCGGUCCAUCGCUG
This is a messenger RNA of Cololabis saira (Pacific saury), 2539 nucleotides long. It is a transcript of the gene kbtbd2, whose product is annotated as kelch repeat and BTB (POZ) domain containing 2. NCBI's taxonomy places the organism in Eukaryota, Metazoa, Chordata, Actinopteri, Beloniformes, Belonidae. The transcript is spliced from 4 exons. The record is from RefSeq and is a predicted model, not a curated record. Bases 508 to 2406 code for a protein of 632 amino acids. Gene Ontology annotation, molecular function: protein binding.